AAUUGUGAAGCCUUAUCAAUCUUUUGCUUCCUUUUGUUUCGCGGCGCAAGGUAUCUAUUGUUGCGCUUGUAAAUUGAACUUGUUAUCGUAGGAUGAUUACGGUAGAAAUUACCGAAAAAAGAUAAGAGCCGGUGGGCAAUGUAAACUAUUGCUAAACUGUAACCCUAAAUAGCCAGGUUGUGGCACAAGCACGCUUUUGGCACGAUUAUACGCGCGAGAAGUAAAUUUGAAACUUUACAAUUAUUGGGUAGAAUUUGAAGAAGGGUUUUAUAAUCACUCACAAUAAUUUCCAUAGUCAUUUUGAGUUAACAUUUUGUCGUCAUAUUAACUCUACUAGUAAAAAUAGUAUCAUAUAUAUAGCGUACAUGAAGCGAACAUGUGUUUUGUAGACUUGGAAGAAUUUUGAGUAGGUCAUUCAUACGGAAAAAUAGGGAAUCGUGUAUCUUACUCUUUACAAAAUAAACAAAAUAUUUACUAGUUUUACAGAAAAUCUCGCCACCUGUGGCUGCAAACAAGGCUGCAGUAUGCCGAGUUUUGGAUUUCACUAUUGUAGCCUACCUCAUAGUAAACCCUUUUAUUUUACAGAUGCUAAGUCCAAAAAUUAUCGCAUUCUACAUAUUCCCAUUUCCUCCCAUUUUGCGCAAAAACCUCUCGCGCCAACAGAUGAUCCGAAGCGAUGUGAUUGUAGGUCAAUUUAAGGGUAGGUUCUAACAGAAAAUAGAAUAUAUGGCGAACUUAGUAAUUUUGCUUUCCAAAAAUGGGACCAACGCGUCGAAACCUAAACGCUUGUUCACUAGCUAGACGAAUCCAAGUUUAGCGGUCAGAAACAAGAUAUCGAUAAGAUCAUGAUGAGUUCAAAACGUAGUGAGCCCGGUACCUCGCGAUUGUUGUCACGCCGUGCUAUAUACUUGAUAACAAACAAGUUUAUUGUCAACUAGUAAACCAUAUUUGCUGAAUCUACAUUUUAUUUCAAAUAAGAUUAGUGGCAUUUUACCUGUUAUCUGAAUAAACAGCAUAGUCGGGCAAUACACUAAUAACCAGCACUAAACAACACAACACCUACACUGACAUUAUUGAAUCCAAGAUGCAUUGCCUCACAAAAAUACUGCCAACGCAGUACUGCAGUAAUAACGAAAGCGACCAAGAUAUAACUGUCGGCCGACCAUAUAUCAUAGUCCAACAGUCUGGAAAUCGUCAAUCAAACGGACAAAUUAAAAAGUAAAGCAACAAAAAACCGCGCGUGAUAAAUUACGCGUUUGAAAUAUAGCGUCUGAUUGGCUGCUCAUUUUAACCAGUGUGCGCGCGCAUUAUUGACUAAUGCCACGCCUCCAAUGUCGGGGGUUAUUACCAACAUUUGUCGGUGAAUCAGUCUACCGACCUCAUUUUUUAUUUUUUACCCCUAAAAUGACGGUAAAAUUUACUGAACAUUUCUUAGAGCGUAAAUAACAACCAAGUUGUUUAUGUCGAUAACUUUCAUAGGAUCCUUAGACAACAUCGAAGGGCAAAAACCGUUCGUGUGCCAAAAACACUAAACAUUGUUGCUAUUUAAAAACUUAUAGUUAUGAUCAUAUUACGUUUACGUGGCCUUCUAUGAUUGCUCGGAAAUUCGGGAGAUCGGGUCAUGGCCUUCAAUCCACCUUCAAACAUAAUUGGUACUGUAUUCACAAAAUACUUCCAAAUUGAUAGUAGCGUGAUACGUAGGUACUAAUAUUUCAGCAAUAGCAACAACAACUAUCGGUAUUAUUCUUUUUUAAACCCUCGACUUGAAAUUACCUAUUUUUAGUUGUGAAUAUGCUAGGACUGUUUAACUUUAUGACGACUUGUUGUAGGAAGCUACCGAAGACUAAGAAACUACAACCCUUUUUGAUGUGCUUCAAAUAUUUAUACUCUCGUCCUAAUGAGCAAUAAUAUAGUGUUCAGUCGAAAUUUACCCUAAUAACCGUCGGGUAAGAGCAAACACUUCGGAUUUCCGUGUCAAAGAAAACAAUAAUCAUCAAAGAAUAUGUGGAAGGAAACAUAUUAUGUCUUAGCUACCGCGAGAUAAAACUAUUUCGUCUCGCCGAAUUAAUACCGAGCGGAAAAGGAAAAUGCGCUCACUCUCUCGGUAGAACACGAUUGACAAUAUGUAUACUCUUCCGUUUCUUUCGUUGAUUCCAUUAUUUCUUAUUAUUGUAUUGUCAGUCAAUCUAAGAAUAAAUAUCAUUCUGCGGGAUAUUCAUAGGUAUUUUUUUAAGCUACACUCUUCCAUAAUAUACUAUACAUAAUCAGGGCCGGACCAUGCCUUUUAGAAGAACUUAAGAAUUUGGUGCCCUAUAUAUAAAAUAUAAUAAUUAAUAAAAAUGGUGUUUCAGUAGUCAUUUAAGGCCAGGUUACGAUUAAUUUACAUGAUGUUUUUCGAAAGUAAUUUUCGUGCCUACAGACAUUUAUAUAGAAGUUUUCAAUCCGGUUGAUAUUGAAGUACAAAUAUGAACCUCACUUGGCACCCUAAGCACGUGCUUAUUUUGCUCAAUUAUGAAUCAAGCCUUGUACAAUAAUAUAGUUUUAACCGCGAAAACUAGUUGCACCUGACCGUCAAACGAUUUUUUUCGUUCUAUUCUAAUCGGAAGUUAGAAUGCGGGUUGUCACCACGCAACACACUUUAGUUCACAGAAACGAACUUUCAUUCGGCUUCCCUUUUACUAAGCUGAUCACCAUCCAUUCAAUUAUUAAGGAGAGGUCUGAAUUUGAAAAGCGCAACAGACAAUGAUUAAUGAUGAACUGGAACCAGUGAGGUAAUAAAUAAGCAAAUACUUUGCAAGCUACUCUUGCAAGGGGGCUUAUAGUGAACACUGCAGCAGACACACGUUUUUACAAAGUCGCCCGAUUCUGAAUAUAUACAGGGAGCACUAUAUUAGCUAAUGCAGAACGAUUAUAGAUUUGUUGCGUUUCGAUCGAGCUAAAGUUGAAACGUAUUUUCAAGUGACUUUAUCUUCAAUCUGUGACGAGAUGCUAUCUUGUACGUCGUAUCGCAUGUUACGACGUUGGAUUCAACAUUUCACUAAUGUAGUAGUGCAAUGGAAGCAGUAGAAAUUUAUUUUGCGAACAAAUAAUAGUUUUUUAUUAAAUCUGUCGCGGGCCAUGCUUAUCCCAAUAGUAGUUCUUGUUCUUGUUUAUAAUAUUGAAGAAACAAAUGGAAAACAAGUAGUUUACUGCGGAGUCGUAGGAUUUUUACAAUACGGAGACAUUAUAGCUUCGAGUGAACCUCCCUACACAGUGGGCACCGUUCUAGAAUUUGCUUGUGAUAGGGGUUUUAAAGGAAAAGCCAAGAAAAGCAUUUCAUGUUUGAAGAGUGGUCAUUGGUCGGAUCCUGUACCGUAUUGUGCACCUGAUCCAUGUCAAAGAAAUUUGACAAGGGUGGAUGAACGAAGAAAAUGUCGCAAGCCUUGUAUAACUAACCAAAAUUGUCGAGGAGGUUUUAAGCGAUGCUUGUGCGAUGAUUGGUGCGGAAAAUCAUGUUUUAAUCCAGAUGCGGAUUGCGUUGUACCAAAAGUUCCAGAAAAUGGAUACAUUAUCAAAAAUAAAAUAUCAUAUGGAAACACAAUAACGUAUGGGUGCAAUGAAGGAUUUACUCUUGCUGGUCCAAUAACAAGAAGAUGCCAAUCUGACAGGAAAUGGUCAGGGGUCGAACCAAAAUGUGCCGCUUUUAGUUCAUGUGGACAUUCCACCUACGAUACUCAUCCUAAAAUUUCUGGGAAUGUGAUUGAAGGAACAGAUGCUGAGAAUGGGGAAUGGCCGUGGCAAGUUUUGUUGUUCCAUAAGAAUAAAAAACUCGUUAGAGAGUUUUAUGACAGAACAUCUGGAUUUGGUGGUGGAUCAAUCAUCAAUAGCCAAUGGAUUUUAUCAGCUGCUCAUGUAUUUGACAUUCUUCCGUAUCGUAAUCCCGAAAAGUAUUUUUUAAUGGCUGUAGGAAUGACCAAAUAUCCCACCGAGGACCAAGGCAUUCCAGAUCAAAUCAAUUUUUAUGAAGCCGAAAAAAUACAAAAACACCAAGAUUAUGAUUCAUCGACUUUUGACUACGAUAUUGCAAUGAUUAGAGUUGGAAAAAGACUUAAGCGGAAAGGAAAUAUUUUUGUACACGAUAUAGAAGAAAUAGACGGUUCAAUGUCAUUCUCACAGUAUAUUCGUCCGAUAUGUCUUCCGUGCAUGAAAGGCGAUAUGUUGCAAAAAGUUGAUAUUUGGAAAAAUUUCGAUAAAAGGCUUUGUAAUUUGCAAAGUAGAUCGUCAACACCGUAUGGUGUCAGUGCAGGUGAAAAAGCAAUCGUUAAAGGGUUUGGAGAGAAAAGGGAUUUUGAUUCUGAACACCACUACCGACCGAAGUCAUUGCAAAGAGGCGAAUUGGAAAUUCUGGGUGACAACAAAUGUGUCGAUGCGAUAAGAAAAAUCCAGGUAGAAGAUCGUAAUGCUCGAUAUACAAACAGGAUGAUUUGUGCUAAAAGUGCAAAUAAAACUUUAAAAGUUGAUGCAUGCAAAGGAGACAGUGGGGGACCUCUUGUUAAACAGUUGGGGAAAUCGUCGGAUUCCACACAGUGGUUGCAAAUUGGUGUCGUUAGUUGGGGAUGGGAAUGUGGAAAAAAAUAUCCUGGAUUUUACACAUCUGUUCCGAAAUUAAUGCCUUGGAUUUGGAAGACUUUAGACGAUUCUAAAAAUACAGCUAAAAUAGAAAUAAACAACUGCAAACCUAAUCCAUGUAGGAAUGGAGGUCGGUGUGCAACAAAACCAGGAGGGUAUUCGUGUUACUGCUUUAUCGGUUUUCGAGGAACGAAAUGCAUGUCAAACAUAGAUGAUUGCUCACCGAAUCCUUGUAUGAACGGCGGAAUAUGUGAAGACAAAAUCAACGAUUUUGUAUGUAAUUGUGCUGAAGGAUACAGUGGAAAGAAAUGCCAAACUGACAUCAACGACUGCCUUCCAAAUCCGUGUCUAAAUGGGGGAGAAUGCGUCGAUAGAGAAAAUGACUUUUUGUGUUCAUGUGCUGAUGGAUUCGAUGGAAAAAAAUGCGAAAAAGACAUAGAUGAUUGUUCACCGAAUCCUUGCAUGAACCGUGGAAUAUGCAAAGACAAAAUCAACAAUUUUCUAUGUACUUGUGCUGAAGGAUACAGCGGGAAGAAAUGCCAAACUGACAUCAACGACUGCACUCCAAAUCCGUGUCAAAAUGAGGGAAAAUGCGUCGAUAGGCUAAACGACUUUUUGUGUUCAUGUGUUGAUGGAUUUAAAGGAGAAAGAUGCGAAAUAGAAAUAAACUACUGCAAAUCUGAUCCAUGUAGGAAUGGAGGUCUGUGUACAACAAAACCAGGAGGAUAUUUGUGUUUCUGCCGUAACGGCUUUCGAGGAACGCGAUGCGAGUCAAACAUUAACGAUUGCCUUCCCAAUCCGUGUCUUCAUGGUGGAAAAUGUCACGAUAAAGUAAAUGACUUUUUUUGCUCAUGUUUAGAAGGAUACAAAGGGAAAACAUGUGAAACAAGUACAAAUUAUUGUCAGAGCGCACCCUGUAAAAACGAAGGAAGAUGUCAAAACUUACCUAGAGGUUUCGAAUGUUUCUGCCGUGCUGGUUUCAGAGGAAAUACUUGCGAAAUAGAAAGAUAUUGCAGCCCAAAUCCUUGCUAUAAUGGCGGAAAAUGCUACGAAGCUGUUGAUGGCUUUCUUUGCGAAUGUCCUUCUGACUUCAUGGGUGGAAAAUGUGAAGUGGCUAUGGCGUGCAACAGAGAUUUAGGAUUGGUCGAAACAGGUCGUAGAUGUCGCAAGCAGUGCUCAAGAGACAUAGAGUGUGUUGGAUCAAUGAAGAAAUGUCGAUGCGAUGGGAGGUGUGGGAUGUCAUGCUUUAAUCCGGACGCAGAAUGUCCACCAUUAGAAAAUCCAAGGAAUGGAUACGUCGUUGUAGGAAAAGUUACUUACGGAAGCGUUGUCAAAUACGUUUGCAAUGAAGGAUAUACUCUGGUUGGUCCGGAUGAAAGAGUUUGUACUUCAAGCAGAAAAUGGUCUGGGCUUGAACCAGCGUGUGUCGAUUUUUCCGAAUGUGGUGUAACUGGGCCCCUAGAUCCAAACCUUCACUACCAAUUGGCAACCAGACGAGUGAAGAGAGUGGUAGGCGGCGAUGAUGCACCGGACAAUGCUUGGCCUUGGCAGGCAUCGAUUUUAACCGCAGUAGUAGAGUCAGGUAAUAUCAAUGUCGCUGAUACUCUAAAGCGAUGGGAACUGAAGGCAGCUGGAACAAUAAUAAACAAACAGUGGAUAUUAACAUCGGCGCACUUAUCUAGGGACGUGGGCCUGAAAGAUUUUGACCGUCAUUACGUCAUUGUAGUUGGAGUUUCUAGUCGGUCAUCUGUGAAAUACACAAUAAAGGACUCAGUACAAGUGUUCAGCCCUUUAAAAUAUAUUCUGCACGAAAAGUAUAACAAGACCACAUCUGAAAAUGACAUUGGCCUGAUAAAACUUGGUAAAAGACGGCUUCCAAGAUCUACUGUUCCUAUCGUCUAUAUAAAGGAGAUAACGUUUAAUGCUGCUGUGCGACCGGUUUGCCUUCCCUGUACAGAUAAGUGUGUGACGAGUAGCCACAUGGCUGACAAUUUUAAGCGUACCAAAGACAAGCGUUGGUGGGACAAGGAAACGAAAUGUGAAGCAGAGGGUGAUUUCCUCGUGAAGCCAGGGGUUAAGAUUGUUUUAACCGGGUUUGGAAUAAAUGAAACUGAUUACUUUAUUCGUAGUUUUAGGGAUCGUCUUCAACAGGUUGUUUUAGAAGUGGGUGAUAAAAACAGUUGCCAAAAAGGAAUAGACGACAUCAUUUUCUUUCAUAAAGUUGGUUCGUUCGACGUGUAUAAUUCAUCUUUCUGUACCGUUUCACCAAUACCACAUAAAGUAAUGACAGCUUGCAACGGAGAUGGUGGGGGACCUGUCGUGAGGAAGAUAACUCAGAGAGAUGGAAGGGUUUGCUGGGUUCAAGUUGGCAUCAACAGUUUUGGAGCUCAAUGUGAUGGAAAGACACCUGAAUUCUUCACAAAAGUUUCGAGUCAUACAGAUUGGAUAAAAGAAACAAUGCAGAAAAAUUAACCCUGAAAUUUUUUUUUGGAUCUGGCGAGAAUCCGUCCAAACAAUCGUCCAUAUUUUUGUAUCGCUAGAUCUGUCACAGACGUGUGUGUAUGAAUAGAAGCAAGAAUUUAGUACUCAUUUCAUAUGGUACGAUUAUUUUAUGUAUAUUAUUUUCGCAAAAAUCCCCAUUAAAUAUGUAUUUCGUAGAAGCCAACUUGUUUGAAGAAAACAGGCCUCAGCAAGUCGAUGGAGUUGUUGCCAUCCAGGCCUGUAGGGAAUCCAUUUUUAAAAUUGUAUUGCCUUACCGACAACUCCAAGAGUUGCGUACUGGUGGACAUUUGGGUAAAGAACGAACUUAUCAUAAAUUGAGAGAACGAUUUUAUCGGCCUAGAGUGCACAGUCAAGUAUCGUCUUGGUGUCGUUAUUGUAAAGCUUGCACUGCUACCAAAACACCUCAUGGGAAACGACGUGCAGAAAUGUUCUAUAAUAUUGUGCUUUUUGUUUCACUUGUGAUCUGACCGUAAUCUUACUGCAUUAAGAAUUAAGUGUGUACACAUUUAUCUGUAUUUGGAAUUUGGAUCGUGCAUCUUUUCAAUAAUAUACAACAGUUCGACAAUCAACAUCGUGUGCUUAUUAUCGUCUGAGGGAAUCCAGAUUGGAGUCACAUUCCAUAACACGUGAAAUUAAUAACGUGGGAAUCGAACUUUGAAUAUU
Styela clava is the source of this 7773-nucleotide messenger RNA. Lineage: Eukaryota; Metazoa; Chordata; Ascidiacea; Stolidobranchia; Styelidae. The record is from RefSeq and is a predicted model, not a curated record.